Malania oleifera is the source of this 1497-nucleotide messenger RNA. RefSeq names its product homeobox-leucine zipper protein HAT4-like. Gene Ontology annotation, molecular function: sequence-specific DNA binding; DNA-binding transcription factor activity, RNA polymerase II-specific. The transcript has 4 exons. Gene Ontology annotation, cellular component: nucleus. Lineage: Eukaryota; Viridiplantae; Streptophyta; Magnoliopsida; Santalales; Ximeniaceae. Bases 248 to 1165 code for a protein of 305 amino acids. The record is from RefSeq and is a predicted model, not a curated record. Gene Ontology annotation, biological process: regulation of DNA-templated transcription.
GGAAAGAGAGAAAAGGUAUUAUUAUAUGGUGAAGGGAGGCAGAAGCCAUGAUUGAGAUAAUUGGCUUCCUGACACAAAGUCAUCAUUGAACUCCCUUCUCCCCCCACUCUCCUCUAUUUAAUACCCACCUCCCGACCUCAACCCUCGCCGCCAAUCAUCAUCACCAUCAUCAUCUCUUCCCAUCUCUCUGAAACCCUAAUCCCUCCGCCGCCCACUCCUCUCCUGUUACCUCCGAUUUCCUCUGAAGAUGACGGUGGAGAAGGACGACUUGGGGCUCAGCCUCAGCUUGAGCUUUCCCCACACCACUGCUCCCACUUCCGCCGCCGCAGCCCGCCAUCAUCCGCUGCAGUUGAAUCUCGUCUCUUCCUUUGCUCUUCCCCCUCCUUUCUCUCCAUCGCCGACUCCCCUCGCGAAUCUUCAGAAAAGCGCCACCUGGAACGAUGCCUUCGCUGCUUCCGAUCGGAACUCCGCGGACGCCAGAACGUUCCUCCGAGGCAUCGACGUGAACCGUCUGCCGUCGACAGUGGACUGUGAAGACGAAGCCGGCGUUUCGUCGCCGAACAGCACGAUUUCCAGCGUGAGCGGGAAGAGGAGCGAGAGAGAAGCCAACGGUGAUGAGCAUGAGAUGGAGAGAGCUUCCUCUCGCGGCAUCAGCGAUGAGGAAGACGGCGACACCUCUCGGAAGAAGCUCAGGCUUUCCAAGGACCAGUCCGCUAUCCUCGAAGAAAGCUUCAAGGAACACAACACUCUCAAUCCCAAACAAAAGCAGGCGCUGGCGAAGCGGCUGAACCUCAGGCCUAGGCAAGUAGAGGUCUGGUUUCAGAACAGAAGGGCAAGGACGAAGUUGAAGCAGACGGAGGUGGACUGCGAGUUCCUGAAGAGGUGCUGCGAGAAUCUGACGGAGGAGAACCGGCGGUUGCAGAAGGAAGUGCAGGAGCUAAGAGCACUAAAACUCUCCCCGCAGUUCUACAUGCAGAUGACCCCUCCGACCACCCUCACCAUGUGCCCGUCGUGCGAGCGCGUGGCGGUUCCGUCGCAGCAGCAGCAACAACCCUCCGGCCACCAGAUGGCGGGGGCGCAGCAUCGCCCCAUCCCCCUGAACCCGUGGGGUGCGGCCGCCUCCAUCGCCCACCGGCCGUUCGACGUUCUGCAGCCGCGGUCGUAAUUACCCCACCGGAGGAAGGGCAUUUUGGUCAUGACGGAGAAAAUCAGCCAUGAACAGGGCAGAAGCAUGGUGUUAAUGAUGUUCUCUAACAAGUCUGUAGUGGGAAGAUUUGGUUGUUGGAAGGGGUGAUGCUGGUGGGGUCCCUGGUGUUUUGUUUUAUCGACCCAUCCCCUGUUUCAGUCGUAGAGAUUAGAGAGAGGGAUAGAGAAGAGAGGAGAUUAGGAAGAAGACUUCGAAGAUGUAAAGUGCAGUUGUGGGUUUAAUUAAUUAAUUAAUUAAUUAAGUUUGAGUUCUGAUGAAUUAAUUAAUGAAAGAAAAAUCUAUAAUGGGAA